Acanthosepion pharaonis is the source of this 657-nucleotide messenger RNA. The record is from the annotation of a GenBank genome assembly. Lineage: Eukaryota; Metazoa; Mollusca; Cephalopoda; Sepiida; Sepiidae.
AUGUUUAUCUAUUUUUUUAUCUAUAUCUAUCAUAUCUAUCUAUCUAUAUAUCUAUCUAUCUAUCUCAUCUAUCUAUCUAUCUAUCUAUCUAUCAUAUCUAUCUAUCUAUCUCAAUUUUAUUUCUAUCUAUCUAUCUAUCAUAUUAUCUCUAUUUCUAUCUAUCUAUAUAUCUAUCUAUCUAUAUAUUAUCUACACAUAUCUAUCUCAUUAUCUAUCUAUUCUAUCUAUCUAACUAUCUAUCUAUAUAUCUAUCUAUCUAAUAUCUAUCUAUAUAUCUAUCUAUCUAUCUAUCUAUCUAUCUAUCUAUUAUCUAUCAUAUCUUUUCAUAUCUAUCUAUCUAUCUAUAUAUCUAUCUAUCUAUCAUCUAUCUAUAUUAUAUCUAUCUAUCUAUCUAUCUAUCUAUAUUAUCUAUCUAUCUAUUCAUCUAUAUAUAUACAUAUGAAUAUAUAUCUAUAUUAUCUAUCUAUCUAUAUCUAUCUAUAUAUUUAUUUAUAUUUGUAUCUAUAUAUUUAUCUAUCUAUCUAUCUAUUAUAUCUAUUUAUCUAUAUCAUAUCUAUAUAUCUAUCUAUUCAUAUCUAUCUAUCUAUUUAUUUUUUUUCAUCGAAUCUCAUAUCUAUCUAUCUAUAUAUUUAUUUUCAUAUAUAUAUAUCUAUCUAG